CCCGCCUCCCUCACCAUGACAACGACAGAAUCUGAGCAUCACCGUAAGUGAGCGUCACCUGCGUCGCUCCUCUCGUCGUGGCAAACGAUUAUUUUGAGAAAUAUCGUUUUUCAAACCGGUAUAAGGCAGGAGGAGUGAAUGUCGGAGGGCCAGGGGCGCUAGGAGGGACCCCCAUGCCCGCCGGAGGCAGAGGGAGACGCCGCUAAGAGAGAGAACAACAUGGCUCUGCUGCAGCAUCCCCGUCCUCUCUUCUGCACCUCACUGCUGCUGCUGCUGCAGCUCUCCCUGCUCGGCAUCCACGCUCGCUCCUCCCCGAUAUCAGACUUGAAAUCCAAGAUCUCGGGGGUGGAGGAGCUGCUGGAGGAGUUCCGCAAGCAGCUGCAGCAGGACCAGGCGUACCGCGCCCCCGAGGCGGACUCGGACUCCUGCGCGGAGGACUUCUCCGCGGCGGGGGAGCGCAUCAUCCGGACCAAGGCCUCCAUCGAGCAGGGGGCCGCCUUCCUGCUGGCCCCGGCCGGGGUGCGCAGCUGGCGGGACUGCCUGCACGCCUGCUGCUCGCAGCCGCGCUGCACGGUGGCCGUGGUGCAGGAGCAGCCGGGCCAGCCCGGGGAGCCGCUCAGCUGCUACCUGUUCAACUGCACCUACCGGGGGGAAGACAUCUGCUCCUUCGCCCCGCAGCAGGGCUUCAGCACCUACAGCCGGACCCACAACUCCACCCGGGACCGGACCCCCGGGGGAGAGGCGGCCAGGCCCGGGGAAGGGCGUCCAGAUGGGGAGGAUGCUCAAGAUGAACCUCCUCGCAGCGACGCGGGCCAGGACGUGGUGAUCCAGCUGCCCACCGACUGGGCGGUGCUGGACGGCCGGGACAGUGUGGACGACCACGGGAUCAGUCAGUAUCAGUGGGCUCUUGUUAAGGGAGAGUCAGCCAUCAGCAUGAAGGCCACUCACCCGGGGCUGCUGAAGGUCAGUGGUCUCCGCGAGGGCGUCUACGCCUUCCAGAUGACAGUCACCGACAUGGCGGGUCAGAAGAGCUCGGACAACGUCUCCGUUACCGUGCUGGCACCAAAACAUCAAGCAGAAGUGUGCACCGGUCACUGCUCCAACUACCAGUUCAAGUGUGACGACGGCUGCUGUAUCGACAUCUCCUACGCCUGUGAUGGAAAACAGCACUGUCCAGACCGCUCCGAUGAAGACUUCUGCACAAACUUUGACAGUAGCCGAAAGUCAGUGACUCACCCUGCAGACCGCCCCGGUCCUCAAAGACCCCUGGUCCAGACAGAGCAGACGGAGGACGCCCCCAUGCUCCCACCCGGGCCCAGGAAGAACAUCACGCCACAAGACGGGAGCAAAGCUGCUCCAGCAGACCCCAGUCAGAAGGAGGCUUUAGACAGUCAAGAUCCAUGUGCUGCAGCUCCAGUGGUGGGACCUUGUAAAGGCACCUUUCCACGGUGGUACUACGAUCAAAACGCAGGAGAAUGCAAACACUUCCUGUACGGUGGUUGCCAGGGUAACCAUAACAACUUCCUCCAGGAGUCUGACUGUGUCAGUGAAUGCAUACAAAAAAGCCCAGCGUUCAGACCAGCAAGUACAGCUCCUCCAGUCACCAAACAGACUGAGAUAGCUGCACCUAAAGUCUCCCAAAGCCAAGAAGACACGGAUACACCCAUCACCAAACCUUUUCCAGUAAUGGGAGGACACCCAGCUCCAGAGUCAGGUGCAAUCCUCCCUCUAGCGCUCGGUCUACUCAUCACCGCUCUGCUGCUGCUCAUGAUUGGUUGUCGCCUCAGACUCGUUCGCCACAAACUGAAGAAAGCCCGACCCCUGACUACAGAGGAGUCAGAUUACCUCAUCAACGGCAUGUACCUGUAGCCCUCUGUGGGAGCGAUGCAGCACACCAGGCUGUCAUCGCUUUUGAACUGGAUGCUUCAAAUUUGCACUCUUUCCAGCCCAGCAUCAAAUGUAUCCUCAUUUCAGGUUGAAAAUAUCCCAACGCUCUGCUGUCUUGACCACCUGCACAUUUAACUAUUCUGGCUGGUACUGCAAAGCUGCUCCCCUCAGUCACUGACACAUAAUCAAAUACUUUUGUAAUAUUUAUGUUAUCCUAAGAAAAUCUGUUUGUGAGUCAGUAUAUGUCAUUAUUCCUUGGUCAAUAACAUAUUUUUCUGAGGG
Messenger RNA from Cololabis saira (Pacific saury), 2169 nucleotides. RefSeq names its product low density lipoprotein receptor-related protein 11 (gene lrp11). The transcript is spliced from 9 exons. NCBI's taxonomy places the organism in Eukaryota, Metazoa, Chordata, Actinopteri, Beloniformes, Belonidae. Bases 220 to 1869 code for a protein of 549 amino acids. Gene Ontology annotation, molecular function: protein binding; serine-type endopeptidase inhibitor activity. The record is from RefSeq and is a predicted model, not a curated record.